CUUUUUUCUCCUGAUCUUCAACCUAACACAGCACCUAGCUAGUACUUGCAUGCACACCAUCUUCUUCUUUACUACACAACUUUGCAGUUUGUACACACUAUAGCUAGUACUAGUACUAGUACUACUUAAACUACAUCAUUGUACUGUUAAUUAAAUCAUCAUGGUCAUUAUCACUUAAGCUCAAAACUUAAUUGCCAACACACAUCAUCAGUAGCUAGCUAGCUACCUUUGUGCUCCACCAUUCUUCAUCCUCAAGCUAGAUACUAGCUAGGUAGCUAGCUAAUUGCCACCAUUGACAAAGAAAAAAAAAGCCAUCUCAAUCAAAGCUCCCAUAUAUAUACACCUCUCUCACUCACUCAAUCACAAUUUCACAAACAGCUAGCUCCAUCAAAUUCAUUUUGAGCAGUGUACCUUCUAAUUAGCAAACGCAUACACUUUUCCCUUUGCAAAUUGCAAAUCUCUCUCUCUUUAAUUAAUUGGCUUGAAAAUUUGUCUCUGGUUUGGUUUGAUUUGUCUCAGUGAUCAUAUCUCUGAAUUAAUCUGUGUCUUAAUGAGCUCGAGUGGUGGUAAGGGAGAAGGAGGAGGAGGGAAGCCGCAGUUGCUGAUGAGCUCGAGGAUCAUGUCGUCGUCGUCGGCGGCGGCGGAUCGCGGCGCCGCGGGCGGGGCGUCGUCGUUCCGGGUGUACUACAGCCUCGGCGCCGCCGGCACCGUGCCGUUCGUCUGGGAGUCCAAGCCCGGCACGCCCAAGAGCACCGUCGUGCCGGCGUCCGCCGCCGACGGCGGCUACGCCAUGCCGCCGAUCUCGCCGCCGCCGUCGUACUCGUACCAGUGGUCGUCGUGCAACUCCGAUCAGCCGCCGCCGCCGUCGAAGGCCAAGAAGUGCAGGAGGAGGCUGUCGACGUCGUCGUCGUCGUGUUCUUGGGCGUCGUCGGGAGGAUGGAUGAGCUGGCUGACGAGCUUCAGGCGGCGACAGCGGUGGCUGCCGCCGUCGCCGGGGAAGACGACGUAUCGCCGGCGCUGGCUCGGGCAGGACGGCGGCGUGGCCGUCGACGACGUCGUCGUCGUCCGGCGAUCGCCGCCGCGGCGCGCCGUGCCGUGCUUCGGAGCGGGCAAAGUUCACUGGUGAUCAAAUUGAAUUGGUACUGUUCAUCAAAUCAAGGUUGUUGAUUAAUUAAUUAAGUGUACUUUUGUAGCUGUCACAAGAGUAUAGUGUGGUGUUUGUGCUGGAAAUUUUUCAUAUUUUCUAGGUUGGAUUAGUCUUUUCCUUCUUCUGAGUUUCUGGUAGAUUUCAUGCAGUGUUUGGUUGUUAAUUUGGGGGAUGAAUAAUUGUUUCUGUAUAAGAGUCGUUUGGACUUUUCGGUCCUAUUUGCUAAAGCUUCGACUCCUA
Molecule: messenger RNA, 1387 nt
Organism: Oryza sativa Japonica Group (Japanese rice)
Lineage: Eukaryota; Viridiplantae; Streptophyta; Magnoliopsida; Poales; Poaceae
Source: RefSeq, a predicted model, not a curated record